Medicago truncatula (barrel medic) is the source of this 1731-nucleotide messenger RNA. RefSeq lists its product as uncharacterized. The record is from RefSeq and is a predicted model, not a curated record. The transcript is spliced from 3 exons. The coding region runs from base 492 to 1547 and encodes 351 amino acids. NCBI's taxonomy places the organism in Eukaryota, Viridiplantae, Streptophyta, Magnoliopsida, Fabales, Fabaceae.
AACCGCUCCUUAUCUAUCCUCUCCUCGAUCAUUGCUUCACGUAAUCCAUAACUUCACGUAACAAAACAGUCGCCGGAGUCUCGCCGGAAAAUUCAGUUAUGGAAGCGCCGGCGAGUUUGGAUCAAUCUCUAAGCUAAAGCGAGUUUACUUUUACUUGGAAGAGUUUACAAGUUAUUCCAUGUUUAGUUUCACAAGUUAGAGGAAAAUUAUCAUGACUAUAUAUAAUAAUAGGAAAAGCUAAAAAAGUAGAAUAAGAUAAUCAGAGAAACUUGCUCUGUUUUCAGUGUUUACAGUUUUGGCAGAACAUGUUAUUCCUUUUCUUUUUGUAACUUUUCCUUUUUUUGUGACUUUUUUUCGUCAUCAAAAUUUGAAAACGUAUGCGGAGAAUCGAGAAAAAGUGAUUUCGUAGAAGUUUGUAAACUUAAAAGUUUAAUCUCGAGAUUCGGAAAUGGAAGAAAUAAAUAAUAGAAAGUGCUUAUUGUGAACUUGUGAUGGUUUUUACUAUGAAAAUUCAACCGAUUGAUUUUCAGUUAGAUGAGGAGAGAACCGGUGUUGAACCGGUUAAGCCGGUUGUUAAGUCACGGCUGAAGCGGCUCAUCGAGCGUCAAUUCUCCGGUGUUUUGAGAAUUUCUGCUCCGGAGAAGACCACCGAUGGUGGUUUGGAACCGCAUUCAUACAAAGAAGCUGGUGAUUUCGAACCGAGCUCGAUGUGUUUGGCGAAAAUGGUGACGAAUUACAUCGAGGAGAAUCAUGAGAAACAAUCUGUUUUAGCUUCUGUCAAGUGUGGAAGAAGCUGCUGUAACUGCUUCAACAGAAACUGUGAAGAUAGCUCCGACGAAGAAUCAGACGCGCGUGGCAGCUUCUGCGUUUUUGAAGCAUGUGAAAUACUCAAGGGUUUGAUAGUUUGUAGAAGCGUUGUUGAGAGAAAUCUUCUAGCAGAUACUGCAAAGAUCGUUGAUAAGAAUAAAAUCUGUAAACGUAAAGAUAGUUUCUGCCGCAAAAUCGUUACUGAAAGUUUGUUAGCUCUUGGAUACGAUGCUUCCGUCUGUAAAUCACGUUGGGAAAAAUCUCCUUCAUGUCCUGCUGGUGAAUAUGAAUAUAUAGAAGUUAUAAUUGGGAAUGAACGGUUGAUAAUUGACAUUGAUUUCAAAUCAGAAUUUGAGAUUGCUAGAUCUACAAAAGCGUACAAGAUGAUUCUCCAGAAUCUUCCUUUCAUAUUUGUUGGCAAGUGUGAUCGUUUACAGAGUAUUGUGGCUAUUGUAUCCGAGGCGGCGAAGCAGAGUUUGAAGAAGAAGGGAAUGCCAGUUCCGCCGUGGAGGAGAGUCGAAUAUGUCAAAGCAAAAUGGCUCUCAUCUUACACACGAAUGAAUGUGAAUUCACAGAAUCAGAAGAAGAUUUUGAAGGAAAAUUGUGUUACCGAGAGUUCGGGCGAAGAGGAGAAGGUGGUUAUCGAAUGGAAGCCGCCGGAGUUGAAGCCUAAAGGUUCAUUGACUGGGGUUAAGGUUGUGACUGGUUUAGCAGUAGUUUUUGAGGAUGAUAACCCAUAGAUAAAUUUUGAUUGUUUCUAAUUUUGGCUUAAUUUUUCCCUUUUUAAUUUGCUAAUAUGAGGAUUAAGAAUCUAAUUGUGCUUGUAACAUCUCUAAUUCUAUCCCCUUCUGAUUUUUUCUUGAAGUAUGGGAUGGACUUUUUACUAAUAUGAAAUAUAAUAAAGUUGAGGUGUAGUUUUUGUAA